UGCUCGAGUCCCCGAAGACGGACGGAGUUUUAGGACGGAGUGUGUUGCGCACCCGCGCCGCCCAGCCGCAGCGUUCGAACCCGCUUCUCUGAAUGACAGGACGCCUCGUUCCCAGCAACGGAACCCGACUGGAUGCCGCGCGCGGACAGCCUAUAACGCAUCGAGCUAACGGCGAGCUGCCCCGCCAGAUAUAGGGAGCACCACCUGCAUGCGUCCGGCUGCUUCAGCCCUGCGUGUGUCUGCCGGUCCAGCCCUGCGUGUGUCUACUGGUCCAACCCUGCGUGUGUCUGCUGCCGGUCAAGCCCUGCGUGUGUCUGCUGCCGGUCCAGCCCUGCGUGUGUCUGCUGCCGGUCCAGCCCUGCGUGUGUCUGCCGGUCCAGCCCUGCGUGUGUCUGCUGCUGGUUGCAGGGUUCCAGUGCUCAGCGCGGCUGCACGUGUGGUCCAGAGGGACGGGCACGCCGAGGCCUCCGCGCGCCGCACCGACGCUCCGCUGAGUCGGGGCAGCAGCGCGGGACUUCCUGUCUGAUUCCCAAGGACCUCGUAAAAGACAGAAAGAGAAAAGAGGACAAACCGGGGUUAGAGACGACCACGAGCAACCGGCUGUCCCCGUGGUCCCGCGGCGAGUCUGCCGGGACGCAGAGACACGAGAUGGACGUAGCGGCGGACCAGACGCGGUGGAUGCACCACCACCACCACCACCACGCCGUGCUGAACGGGCAACACCCGGACGCGCACCACCCGGGCCUGACGCACAACUACAUGGAGCCCGCCGCCCAGCUGCUGCCCCCGGACGAGGUCGACGUCUUCUUCAACCACCUGGACUCCCAGGGAAACCCGUACUACCACAACCCGGCCCACGCCCGGGCCAGGGUCUCCUACAACCCGGCGCACGCUCGGCUGACCGGGAGCCAGGUGUGCCGGCCUCAUCUCAUCCACAGCCCCGGGAUCUCGUGGCUGGACGGCGGCAAGGCGGCUCUCUCGGCGCACCACCACAACGCCUGGGCCGUGAGCCACUUCAGCAAGCCCGGCCUGCACCCCGCCGGAUCCGGCUCCCCCUCCACCCUGCCGGGCGUCUACCAGUGCGGCGGCAACUCCAACGCCGCCUGCGCCUCCUCGCUGACGCCCACCUCCCUCUCCAGCCCCCACCUCUACACCUUCCCCCCUACCCCGCCCAAGGAUGUCUCGCCGGACCCGGGGGCCGCGUCCCCCUCGUCCUCCGCCGCCAGGAUGGACGAGAAGGACUCUAUCAAAUACCAGCUGUCGCUGUCGGAGGGGAUGAAGAUGGAGGGCUCGAGCCCUCUGCGGAGCAGCUUGGUCUCCAUGAGCGCUCAGACCCCCUCCACCCACCACCCGAUACCCACCUACCCCGCCUACCCCCUGCCGGCGGCGCACGACUACGGCGGCGGCCUCUUCCACCCGGGCAGCCUGCUGGGAGGGUCCCCGUCCGGCUUCGCCCCCAAGAACAAGAGCAAGACCCGGUCCUGCUCCGAGGGUCGCGAGUGCGUCAACUGCGGAGCCACGUCCACACCCCUGUGGCGACGCGACGGCACCGGACACUACCUGUGCAACGCCUGCGGUCUGUACCACAAGAUGAAUGGUCAGAACAGGCCCCUCAUCAAACCCAAACGCAGGCUGUCCGCAGCCCGGCGAGCAGGCACCUGCUGUGCCAACUGCCAGACCACCACCACCACGCUGUGGCGGCGCAACUCUAACGGGGACCCCGUAUGCAACGCCUGCGGCCUGUACUACAAACUGCACAACGUGAAUCGACCUCUUACCAUGAAGAAAGAGGGAAUACAGACGCGCAAUCGUAAAAUGUCCAACAAGUCCAAAAAGAUCAAGCGGGGCUGCGAGAGCUACGAGGACUUCUCCAAGUGCAUGCAGGACAAGGGCUCCCCCUUCAGCGCCGCCUCUUUGGCCGGACACAUGUCCAUGGGCCACCUGCCCCCCUUCAGCCACGCCGGACACAUGCUCCCCACCCCCACCCCGAUACACCCCUCCUUCGGGCACCCGCACCACUCCAACAUGGUCACGGCCAUGGGCUGAGAGACGGAGGGGGCGGGGUCAGCACAGUGAACGCAAUGUUUAUGGAAAUUAAGACGGUUACCAAAUCUACGUGGGGGGGGGGGGGGUCUGUCACUCACCACGCCGGAGGACAAAUGUGUACGAUGUUGAAGACGUUGUUUACCUUGAAUGUCUCGCUGUAUUUGGAAGAUGCCAUGGGAGCGCUGAAAAGCAAGGAACCAGGCAAGGAGGCCCAUUUCACACCUCGCGGUUUGGCUGCCAGUUUGUUUGGAGAAGAUCGGAGAGCUAUAUUCUGCUUUCUUUCCCCGGCCAUAAACAUUGCAACAGAAAAGAAAAAUGUAAUUCCACCUCGUACCCCCCCUCCUCCAGCAGUGGUAUGUGCCCAGUAGAUGUGUGGAACUGUGAAUAUUGUACAUGUGAGAGAUUAAAAAGGGGGGGGGGGACCAGCCUUGGACAGAGACGGAGAACCCUCUUUACGCUAUUCAAUGAAAAAAUAUGCUGGAUUUUUGCUUAUGGACUAUUUUAAAGGAAAGAAAACAAAAAGUUUAUAAAUCUUAAGUUGAGACCGUUUAUUAUAAUUAUUGUUAUUAUGUUUGUAAUUGUUCAAAUAAUUUAUUUUCACAGUUUUUUCUUUUAUUAUAUCACGAUAUGGAUAUGGUUAUCCCAGUUAUGACUAUAUUUUUAGCUUUGUGAGCUGUUCAACAUUUAUACUCAUAAAAACAAAUAAAGAGAUAAGUUCAUUACGCCA
Molecule: messenger RNA, 2773 nt
Organism: Lampris incognitus (smalleye Pacific opah)
Lineage: Eukaryota; Metazoa; Chordata; Actinopteri; Lampriformes; Lampridae
Gene: gata2b
Product: GATA binding protein 2b
Exons: 6
Coding region: 649-2046 (465 amino acids)
Biological process (GO): cell fate commitment; positive regulation of transcription by RNA polymerase II; positive regulation of miRNA transcription
Cellular component (GO): nucleus
Molecular function (GO): RNA polymerase II cis-regulatory region sequence-specific DNA binding; DNA-binding transcription factor activity, RNA polymerase II-specific; zinc ion binding
Source: RefSeq, a predicted model, not a curated record